AUGGGGUCCUGCUUUUCCAGUGAGACUAGGAGUCCGCUUCCUGGUUCUCCAAUGGGAGUAACGAAGAGGAAAGGCUCCAGAAGUAGACAGAGGUCUCGAAAUCCGUCCUUUGGGAGGGAUGAACAACUACGUAAGACUCCGGGCCGUAUAUUUUUAAAUGGAUCCAGCGAGGUUGCUUCACUCUUUACCCAGCAAGGCAAGAAAGGAAUCAAUCAAGAUGCCAUGCUUGUUUGGGAGAAUUUUGGUUCGAGGACAGACACAGUCUUCUGUGGAGUUUUUGACGGCCAUGGUCCCUAUGGUCAUUUGGUUGCAAAGCGGGUUAGAGAUUCUCUUCCUUUGAAACUGAGUGCAAACUGGGAAGUUGAUAUAAAGAGUGAUGAGGUUCCUAGGGAAGUUUGUUUGAAUGGUACGGGUAGUUGGUGCUCUAAAGACACCUCUUUCUUAUCCCUUGAAGAGUCAUCUAGAGCUUCCAUUGAUCUUGAAGAAACCGAAAAGCAUCCAGAAGUUUUCCAGACUCUGAAGGAAUCCUUCUUAAAAGCUUUCAAGAUUAUGGAUCGGGAACUGAGAAUGUAUUCAAAUAUUGAAUGCUUCUGCAGUGGAACAACAGCAGUGACUCUAGUAAAACAGGGUCAGGAUCUUGUAAUUGGAAAUGUUGGGGACUCGAGAGCUGUAUUGGGUACCAGAGAUGAGAAUAAUUCACUCGUUGCAGUCCAGUUGACUCUGGAUCUCAAACCGAACCUUCCAGCGGAGGCAGAGAGAAUCCGCAAAUGUAAAGGACGCGUAUUUGCCCUUCGGGAUGAACCUGAGGUUGCAAGAGUGUGGCUGCCAAACAAUGACUCUCCCGGCCUCGCUAUGGCACGUGCAUUUGGAGAUUUCUGUCUAAAGGAGUUUGGUCUUAUCUCUGUACCUGAUAUUUCCUGUAGACGCAUCACUGUUAAGGAUGAGUUUAUAGUCUUGGCAACAGAUGGGAUAUGGGAUGUUCUCUCAAAUGAAGAAGUUGUAGACAUUGUGGGUUCUUGCUCCACUCGAUCAUAUGCAGCUCGAAAGCUAGUAGAGUCAGCAGGCCGGGCUUGGAGGUCCAAAUAUCCAACUUCUAAGGUUGAUGACUGUGCUGUUGUUUGCCUCUUUCUCGAUUCAAAUCCAAACGACUCUACUGCCGCUCCCACUGAACUCUCAGAGAAUAUCGUGUAUGAAGAGCACGAGGAUACUGACAAGAAAGAUGAUUCCUUUAGUCCGACUGGAUUGGACCGCUCUGGCACUGUUAAAGCGAGCGAAGAGGCUCAUCCAGAAGAGAAUGUGGAAACUUCACGUGUGAAUGAGGAGGUAGCCUUGAAUAAUGAAGAAAAAUCAUGGAGGUUGGAAAAGGCUGGUCUUCACUUGAAGGAGUCUCCCGUGUAG
Fraxinus pennsylvanica is the source of this 1398-nucleotide messenger RNA. Lineage: Eukaryota; Viridiplantae; Streptophyta; Magnoliopsida; Lamiales; Oleaceae. The record is from the annotation of a GenBank genome assembly.